GGCUGGUUCUGGGGCAAAUGUCUGCUCCCGGCGGCAGCGUCGUGUGUCAACCCGGAGGUCUCCAGGGCGCUGGGCUGUGGCUUUGCUGGGGCCAGACCCGGCUGGGGGCCCCACUGGGCUGCCGCCCCCCAUUGCGGUGACGUGGCAGGUGUGGGGUGGGUUUGUGGAGUUGUAGCUGAGCCCUUGGGGGGGGGAUGCAGGGGAUUGUGCCAGGGAGCUUGCCCCUCCCACCCCCCCAGAACGGGGCACUGCCCCCGGGUCACCCCCUGCCCUUGUGAUCUCCUCAGUCCCUACACGGCGGGUCUGGUGGGAUCCCCUUUGCGCCGCCCCACUCGCCUGGGUCUGGCGCCUGGCUAAAGCCCCAGGGACGAGGGGGUGGGGGGAGCUGGUGCUCGGUGCCGCGGGGGCUGUUUGGGCGGCCCCUGCGCUGGCCCUUCCGGGCUGGGCCAAGGCCACUGUGGGACUGGGCUGUUGCUUUGUGGGUUGCUGGCUUGGUCUCCCCAGGGUGGGCUGGAUACCCCCUGCUGCCCCUUGGCCCCCGGCCCUGCAGGCUUGUUGGCACUUGUUUGCCCUUGGGCAGCAUCCACCACACAUGCUGUUUAUUUCAGGCGGGCCCCAGCCCCUGGAGGGGGUAUAAAUAGGGGCUGACGCUGCCCAGGGCCCGGACAGGUGCACGGCCGGAAUGCCAGCCGCAGCCAGCGGGGCGCCCGGGCAGCCGUGACGGGAGAUGGCAGAGCAGGGACUGGCCACCCCCUUCCCCUGGGCGAGCAGGGCCCAGCCAGCCAGGGAGUGAGUGAUCCGGGGAGAGCCGUGCGCAGCCCGGAGCCAGGCCUGCCAAGGGCCCAACGACCUGGGAAUGUCCCGUUCCCACCCCCGCACUUGGCACCAGCUGGGGAGCGCGGAGCUAGUCAUGGGGAGCCGGGCUUAGCACUUCCAGCCUCCUCUCCCAGCGUCCUUCUGUGAGCCAGGCUCCCGCUCUGCCGUGAGCCGCCCCUGCUCUGUCACUCUUUCCCAGCUGUAGGGAAGGCCUGGCCUCACUAAACCCCCUGAGUUUUAAUUCAUGUUUGAAAGUGCAUCCCAUUCCCUGCCCCCUGAGCCAGCCAGUCUCCGUCCUGGGGCUGGAUGGGAGCCAGCACCCCCCAGAGGGGAAAGGCCCCGUGUCCCAUUUCCUGCCCCCCUGAGACAGCCAGUCCAAGCCCUGGGGCUGGAACCAGUGUCCCUGGAGGGGAAAGGCCCCGUGUCCCAUUCUCUGCCGCCCUGAGCCAGCCAGUCCCUGCCCACCCUGGGGUCAGAUGGCAGCCGGUGCCCCCUAGAGGGGAAAGGCCCCAUGUCCCAUGGGGAUGCCCCAUCUCCUACAUUUCAUGCCCUGGCUCUGCCCUCUACCUCUCCUGCCCCCCCUUCUCCCCAGGUAAGUGGCGACAGGUAUGAGGGGACGGUGCGGGCCUUCGAGGUGCUGGCGAGGGGAGCAGCGCAGGAGCCCGAGGGCUGGCGGCGCGGCGUGGCCGGGGUGCGGGAUGCCGUCAGCAAGGAGAAGCAGAAGGUGAAGGAAGAGAGGAGGAAGAAGCUUGAGACGCUCAACAGCUCCCGGGUGCGGCUGGAGAGUCUCCAAGACCUGGAGGACAUUGUGAGGCUGCGGAAGCACAAGAAGAGCCGGACGCGGGUGGUCCGCCCCAAGGAGCCAGAGCCGGCCGCGACGGCGGAGCCUGUGGAUGCUGCGGGGUUCCUGCAGGCGGUGCUGGAGAACCAGGUUCCCACGAUUGACAAGUACCUGGCGGACGGCGGGGACCCCAAUGCUCACGACCAGUUCAGAUGCACAGCGCUGCACUGGGCCUGCCUCCGGGGCCACACAGAGCUCGUGGACAAGCUGCUGGCGGCUGGAGCCAAGCUGGAGCCCAGGGAUAUGCUGGAGGCCACGCCCGUGCUCUGGGCCUGCCGCGGGGGGCACCUGGAGAUUCUCAAACGCCUGCUGGACAGAGGAGCCAAGAUCUCCACGCGGGACAAGCUGAGGAGCACGGCGCUGCACGUGGCCAUCCGGACGGGGCACUGUGAGUGCGCCGAGCACCUGAUCGCCUGUGGGGCCGAGAUUGACGCCCAGGACAAGGAGGGGGACACGCCCAUUCAUGACGCCAUCCGGCUGGGCCGCUUCAAGGCUGUGAAGACCCUGCUCAUGUACGGUGCCAAUCUCAGCGUCCGGAACCAGGAGGCCCUGCGACCCGUGGACCUGGUGAAGGACUGGCAGAGGGGCAUCCGGCAAACCUUGCAGGCGUGUGCCAACCGGCAGCGCCCCCCUCGGCAGCACUGACGUAGCAGAACCAGCGUUCAUUCCCCCCCCGCCCCCGUGACCACCAAAGGGGGCGGGGGGGACCAGGGCGCUGCCCUGAGCUACCCCAUACCCCCUGCAGGCUGUGCUCAUCCUCACACGGCUCCCACACCUAGCCAGGGGACGCCAACCUGGGGACAGUGCCACCCAUCCUAGCACUGCCCUUGGGAUGGGGUGAGGUUGGUCCUAGGCAGAGGAUUGACCCUGAUGCUCCCCCAUUCCUGGUCCCCUGGGGAUGCUUCCCUUUGCCCAGGUGAGUCACUUGCCGUCCCUGAGGGAAACUGAGGCAUGGAGGGGCUAAGCCUUGCCCAUGGCUGGUUAGUGGAAGAGCUGAUGAUGAAGCCAGGAGUCCUGCUGUUUCUCCCAGCCCCACUCAUCUCUCUGUGGCCAGCAGCAAAAGGAGAGGUACUGCCCUGGGGUUUGAGCUGACCCCCCACCUGUCCCCUCUUCUGGGCAGGCGAGCCCUGCGGCCUUCCCAAGGCUGUGUGCUGUAGGGAACACGGCUGCCCCCGGGGCCUAAGCACACAGCCCCCACUGCACCCCAGUCAGCUGGAGGCAUGGGGCUGGGCUGGGGUGCCCCCUAACUGCGGGGAGAGGCUGACCUGGCCCUGGGGGUAGAGCAUGGUGCAGUGAGACGAGGCUGCAGGGCCCAGUCCCAGCCCAGGUUCCUGGCUGAUGGAGGCAGGCGGCUUUCCCGGCUGGGGGGAAACGGGGGGGAAUCUCCUGCCCUCGGCCGCUUCCACUGUCAGUCUGUGCCCUGGGCCAGCUUCUGGCCAUGGCUGCCCCCGAAGGGUGUGCAGGCCCCCGCCCCCGCCAUGGGCUGGCAGGGCCUGGCCCCGGCCCCUCCUUGUACUAGUGCCUGAGGGCUCCUGCUGCUGCUCCCCCCGCCCCCAUGGCCAAGGGGACAGGCUGCACCCAGCCUUGCCCUUGUCCCCCAGCAGCCAGCCCGCAGCAAUGAGCGUCCCCUGGGCUCAGGCUCCAGCCAGCGGGGAACAGCAGCAGGAUAGGACAUGGCUGAUGGCUCGCGUGGCGGGGGGUGCCCCCUUCACAGCCUGGCACAGGACAGGUACGGCCCCCUCUGGCCUGCCUGGAGGCCGUUCCCAGAGCGCGGCUGUCCCAGGAGGAGCCGAGCUGGUUGAGAUGCCCGGGGGGGGAAGGCAGAUAGGGAGGAUGGGGGCCAAGGAACCCAUGACUCUCCAGCCAGUUAACCUGGAGCUGGGCAGGACCCACACCCU
Messenger RNA from Chelonia mydas (Green sea turtle), 3555 nucleotides. It is a transcript of the gene ANKRD23, whose product is annotated as ankyrin repeat domain 23. The record is from RefSeq and is a predicted model, not a curated record. The transcript has 8 exons. The coding region runs from base 1328 to 2302 and encodes 324 amino acids. Gene Ontology annotation, molecular function: RNA polymerase II-specific DNA-binding transcription factor binding. Gene Ontology annotation, cellular component: nucleus. NCBI's taxonomy places the organism in Eukaryota, Metazoa, Chordata, Testudines, Cheloniidae. Gene Ontology annotation, biological process: regulation of transcription by RNA polymerase II.